Molecule: messenger RNA, 3480 nt
Organism: Carassius gibelio (silver crucian carp)
Lineage: Eukaryota; Metazoa; Chordata; Actinopteri; Cypriniformes; Cyprinidae
Product: tumor necrosis factor receptor superfamily member 21
Exons: 6
Coding region: 418-2382 (654 amino acids)
Biological process (GO): negative regulation of B cell proliferation; oligodendrocyte apoptotic process; neuron apoptotic process
Molecular function (GO): protein binding
Source: RefSeq, a predicted model, not a curated record
AGUAUCUUCCCGGAAACCGGCUGGUAUCAGGCCCGUGAUACGGCGCGCGGCGCAGACAAGCAGCCAGUGGCGAGUUUCGGUCGUGACGUGUGUCGCCAGUUCCCGCCCAUCAUCCGCAGCCCUCAGUCUCUGCUGCACAGGGAGUCCGUAACCUGGACAAACAGCAGCCAGACUUCAGUUCACAUAUCCAUCCAUCAUCGCUAUGGGAAUUAUAGCGUUCUUCUUCCGAAACGAAGCUCUUAUCCCCUACUACUUGAAACCCGUGCACGGCGGGGCACAGACUAUAAAAAGGCGUCAGUGGACGGAAUUUGUACACUGAGGGAAUAAGCCAGCGAAGGGACAAUACCUCACAACAAUGUGGGUGUCCUGUUGAUGCGGAGAUGCUGAUGCUCCACCUAUGAAGCCGAAAAGUAACAGAUGUGGACCAGGGCAUAUUUAAACAAGAGUGAUUCCGCUGGGACGAUGCCUGGGAAGAUGUCUAUGUCUUGGUCGCUGAUAAUGCUGCUGUUCACUGCGGUCAGUGACGUCUUAACCCACACACUGACCCCCAGCCCGACCACAGAGAAGCCCUUGUCUCCUCGACACUACCACCACAUCGACCCCUCCACUGGAAACAAGCUGGUCUGCGACAAGUGUCCGGCGGGCACCUACGUGUCCUCCCACUGCACAGAGGCCAGCGUACGGGAAUGCAGCCCCUGCCCAGAUGGCACCUUCACCCGGGGCGAGAACGGUGUUCAGCAGUGCCACCGCUGCCAGAGACCCUGCCAAGCCCCAUUCGUCGAGAAAACUCCCUGUACAUCCACCAACGACCGGUUGUGCGUGUGCCCGCCAGGCAGCUUCUCCCAGGGUGGAAAGUGUCAGCGGUACUCAUUAUGUCCACCGGGAUGGGGCGUCCGAAAGCGAGGGAGUGAGACAGAGGAUGUGCGCUGCCGGGAAUGUCAGCGUGGCACCUUCUCCGACGUUGCAUCAGAUGCUCUGAGGUGCCGAUCUCACACAGAUUGCUCGUCUCUGGGCUUAACGUUGCUGAUCAAAGGCACAGAAAAGACAGAUAGUGUGUGUGGACCAACUCCAGCCAGUUCGGUCUAUGUCCUACUUGGAGAGGCCUACGUUUCCACGGUUUCCAGCACUGAGUCAGCAUAUAGAGCUAGUACUGCAGUCUUACCAGCUACAGAGGUUCAGGAUGUAGCCGGGUCAGUCCUCAGUAGCACAGACAUGGCCCUCAACGCUGAAGAAGACUUUCCCACAACCACAGCUUCCUCCAAGGCUAGUGAUGAGGAUGGCAGACCCUUAAUCGCUGCAACUCAGGACCUCCCUAAACUGCAAAACAAGUUUUCCUUAUCACAAGACUCCCAGCCUGCCAGUCAACAGGCAAUGGAGACUCUGUCUGAGGCCAAGGCCCAAGGUUUGGGCUACCGGCCCAUCCGCAGGGGUGCACCGAGGCCUAGCACGCACAAGCACUUUGACAUCAACGAGCACCUCCCUUGGAUGAUAGUCCUGCUUCUACUGCUGGUGCUGGUAGUGAUUGUGGUGUGCAGCGUAAAGCGCAGUUCGCGAGUGCUGAAGAAGGGUCCCAUACAGGAUCCCAGCAGCAUCAUGGAAAAAGCCAUCCACAAGAAGCCCAGCUCUCCAGCGCAGACCAAGGAGAGGUGGAUCUACUACUCAAAUGGACAGGGUGUUGACAUCUUGAAGCUGGUGGCAGCACAGAUUGGCAGUCAGUGGAUUGACAUAUAUCAGUCUUUGGCCAGUGCCACCGAGCGAGAGGUGGCCGCCUUUUCCAAUGGCUACUCGGCUGAUCAUGAGAGGGCAUACGCUGCUCUCCAGCACUGGACCAUACGAGACAGCGACGCCAACCUGGCAAAGCUGAUCAAUGCCCUUCACCGCCAACGCCGCAUUGACGUGGUGGACAAGAUACGAAGUGUCAUGGAAGACAAUCCUCAGGUUGACCUCAACAAACUAAUGACGGCUGUGAAUGUAAGCCAUUGUCUGAGCCCCAGCCAUAAGCCUUCGGAGUCGCCCGGUGUGGUGGUGGAGCAGUCCCCAAUGGAGCGCACCAGAGGAUUCUUCACCGACGAAUCAGAGCCGCUGCUGCGCUGUGACUCCACUUCCAGCAAGGACUCUGCCCUCAGCCGGACAGGCUCUUUCAUAACCAAAGAGAAAAAGGACACGGUGCUGCGGCAGGUACGUCUGGACCCCUGCGACCUGCAGCCCAUCUUUGACGAUAUGUUGCACAUUCUCAACCCCGAGGAGCUGCAUGUUAUUGAGGAGAUUCCGAUGGCGGAGGACAAGCUGGACCGCUUGUUUGAGAUAGCAGGGGUGAAGAGUCAAGAAGCAAGCCAGACGCUGCUCGACUCAGUCUACAGUCACUUGCCUGACCUUCUUUAGAUCUUUACAACAUCUCACUAUUGUCAGCUACAGAAACAAAGUGACGGACACACAGAUGUGCACUCACUCUGUUCCAUUGUGCCAUUCGGUGACAUGCGCGUAAUAUUAAAACCUCUUGAAUGCUCAGACAGGAGUUUUUCUGCAAUCGAAGCCGUUCCUUGCGCUAGAAUUCACAAAGUGUGGAUGAAGCGUUCUCUUGUUUGUGAGCUCUUGACCGGAUACAGCUGGUGUCAAUGCUAUAACCUCUCUAACAUGCAGCAUAUUCUUGCACACACCUCAGCAUGAUGUCUUACUCAAAGCUAUAUGAUGUAAUUUAUGAACCGAUUUUGUAAAUUGUUAAAUCAAGCAUUUAGUCCUUUGAUGUUAUGUUCAAAAUGUGUUUUUUUUAUUACUACUUACAGAUUAACGCAUCCUAAUCAGCAAAGUAUUUUUGUUCCCUUUGUUUGUCUUUUUUAUGUUUUCAAGUAUUACCACUGUAGCUUUUUUAGGCACUAAUUUAGUGUUCUAUGUGAUUUCAAGGGCAUUGAAAACCAUUCCAACUAGUUAUGAUACAAAUCAUGACUGUGGAUUAUGUGCAUUCACUAUACAACUCUCCAAAUAAGCUCCAUUCCCAUGUGCUUUUCCGAUAAAAGAGGACAAGAAGCAAGUAUGAUUGUGAAGUAAUUUCACACAGUCUAGAGUACCAGUCUAUUUCACAUUUAAAUGUAGCAUUUCAGUAUUGAUAUUGCAGAUGAUGAUAUGUAGUACAGAGAGAAUGUCUCUGUUAAAUCAAGUCACUCUGGUGCUAGACGUGAAACUAUGGGAUAGUGGUCAAUUUUAUCCCAAUGACAGGGUGUUUAUGGUCAUAUGACCACUGAACUUGAACUGAAAAAUAAAAAGUUGGCCAAGACGAAACAGAAAGCUGCAUCGACUCUUGGAUCUGAGGAAGAACGUCAGAUGAGUGGUUUGGAAACAAACAAGGACAGAAUCAUGGAGUGGAAUGCUCAUGUGUAUUCUAAUGGCUGUUUUAAAAUGUAACACAUGUAACCAAGACAUUUAUUAUUAUUGGUAAUUAUCAUGUAACCUGGGAAAUCAACAGAUUAAAGUUUUUUGUCAUAA